GAUGGCUGGAGCUGGUCGGGGGGGGCUGGUGGGGGUGACCCUGAGUGUUUUUGGGGUGACCCCGGGGUGACCCUGAGUGUUUUUGGGGUGCUGUGCCCCCCAGGACGGCUGGAGCUGGUCGGGGGGGGCUGGUGCAUGAACGACGAGGCCGCGGCGCAUUACGGGGGGGUCCUGGAGCAGCUGGGCCUGGGCCGGCGCUUCCUGCGCCGCCUCUUCGGCCGCUGCGGCACUCCCCGCGUGGCCUGGCAGAUCGACCCCUUCGGGCACUCCCGGGAGAUGGCCGCCACCUUCGCACAGAUGGGGUACGAUGGGCUGUUUUGGGGUGUUUCGGGGUGGUUUUGGGUGGUUUUUGGGGUGUUUUGGGGACCCCCUGACCCCCUGUCCCCCCAGAUGGGGUACGACAGGCUAUUUUUGGGGUGUUUUGGGGUGGGUUUUGGGGUGUUUUGGGGACCCCCUGACCCCCUGUCCCCCCAGAUGGGGUACGACGGGCUGUUUUUGGGGUGUUUUUGGGGGAUCCUGCCCAACAUGUACAACCCCCCCCCGGGGCUGUGCUGGGACCAGCUCUGCAGUGACCCCCCCGUGGUGGACGGGGACGGCCCCGAGCGCAACGUGGACUCGGUGGUCACCUCCUUCCUGCGGGCGGCGGCCACGCAGGCCCAGCAGUACCGGACCCGGCACAUCCUGAUGACGAUGGGCUCCGACUUCCACUACGAGAACGCCCACCUGUGGUUCAAGAACCUGGACAAGCUGAUCGCCCACGCCAACGCCAGG
Molecule: messenger RNA, 771 nt
Organism: Cyanistes caeruleus (blue tit)
Lineage: Eukaryota; Metazoa; Chordata; Aves; Passeriformes; Paridae
Source: RefSeq, a predicted model, not a curated record